Molecule: messenger RNA, 1680 nt
Organism: Planococcus citri (citrus mealybug)
Lineage: Eukaryota; Metazoa; Arthropoda; Insecta; Hemiptera; Pseudococcidae
Product: WD repeat-containing protein 13-like
Exons: 9
Coding region: 130-1512 (460 amino acids)
Cellular component (GO): nucleus
Molecular function (GO): promoter-specific chromatin binding; protein binding
Source: RefSeq, a predicted model, not a curated record
AUUUUAUCAAUCUUUUUCUUUAUCAACCAAAAUUUGCAAUUUAAAAAAAAAAUAAAAUAAAAUAGAAACGCGUAGAAUUUGGACGUGUCGCUAAUUGUGAAAAUGUGACAAAAUGAUACAAAUUUCAAUAUGAACCUAACAAAUUAUUGGCAACAGCAAGCUUUCGCAAUUGAUUCAAAGUUCAACGCCUACAGAGCUAAUGGAAACCCUCAUUUCAAAACACUAUACAUUCGAAGAAGAAACCAGUUACUGCGAGAAAACACAAGAAAAGAUGAUACUGGACUUCGUAAACAGUAUCUACGCAUUAGAACUCAAUUACUACAACAAAGAUAUAACGUAUUGCUCGACCAAGCCAGUAUUUCUAGUCGUAGUGUGAGUGUUAGAAGUGGAAGUCGAAUAAGCGACGAUAUCGAUAAUUUGGAAACAACUAGUGUUGUGCCUACCAGACAUGCUGAAGCUUCUAGAGCCAUCGUAGGAGAUAACACGAUUUCUGAAAACUACGCUUUCGUUGGAGUACAUUAUAUAUUCGAUCAACAUACCGGAGCUGUGACUCUGUUGAAGUUUGCAAAUAAUGAUAAGUCACGGCUGUGCUGCGUUUCGCAUGAUUCCACAAUCAGUAUUUGUAAUGUCACAUCUUCACCUCCUCAUGUUGAAGGAAUAUUAAGAGGCCAUACGAAGCCAGUUACUGGAUGCGACUGGUCAGCUUCUAAUGAUUUGAUGGUAAGCUGUUCUUUGGACGGAACUAUCUGUUUAUGGGAAGUUGCAUCGUUCAAAUGUAUUCGCAGAGUACAUGGUCCAGCAUCGUUCAGUUUAUUAUCGUGUCUCUUCCAUCCAGUCAAUAAUAAUAUUGUUGUUGCUGGAAACGAAAACGGUUUGAUAUGUGUUUUAAAUAUAUCGACCGGAAAGUAUCCUCGAGGAGGGAAUUGCAAAGUGGGUGGUCAAAUUCUAUCGUUAACUUUCGACGCUAAUGGACAACUCUUAUGGGCUGGAUCUGAUAAGGGCGUAAUUACAUCGUUAAUGUGUGAUGAUUUGGGCCGAUUGAGCAAACUGAAUCGUAUUGUUGUGGCUCAGAAUUGCGCCAUUACUUGUCUGAGUUGGCGAGCUUGGAUAAGUCGAGAAGCGAGAGAUCCAACGUUAUUGGUGAAUUGCGCAGCUAAUGCUGUCUGUUUGUUCAGGGUAUCGGAUAACAACGGUCGUUUACAACUAAAGAAAAAAUUCAACGUACGUCACAAAAGUGGACGGUGUCUCGUAAGAUCAACUUUCUGCCCAAUUAUGUCAUUCCGCGAAGGCGCUUGCAUAGUUAGCGGAAGCGAAGAUUCUUGCGUGUAUUUUUUAGAUAUCGCUCGUGAUACUAAUUUUAUGGUUAAUAAACUACAAGGACACGCAUCCCCAGUACUAGGCGUUAGUUUUAAUUACGACGAAUCUCUGUUGGCUACAAGUGAUCAGCAAGGUUUGGUUAUUUUGUGGUCGCGUGAAAAGAAUCCCUUGAAGGAACAUUUGCAGAAUCAGUGAAUCUACAUAUAUUUUCGUACAGUAUUUUUUUAAAACGUAUUUUUCAUGAGAAUUUAGUUUACCUACCGAAUUAAAUAUGUAUGUUGUAUUACCUACUUUUUGAAAGAAUAGUGAUAUUUUGAUUAUUUUUUUUUUCUUCAAAUAUAUUAUUUGUUACGAUUUUUUCAA